Messenger RNA from Cricetulus griseus (Chinese hamster), 416 nucleotides. NCBI's taxonomy places the organism in Eukaryota, Metazoa, Chordata, Mammalia, Rodentia, Cricetidae. The record is from RefSeq and is a predicted model, not a curated record.
ACAGAUAGGCCACCAUUGUUACUAAUUGCAAGUCCUGAAACAAUUGAGGUCUUCUACAUUAACGGAAGCAAAAUGACAACUCUAAGCUCAGCCAACAGAAAUAAAAUUCAUACUCUAGAUUUUAUUUAUAAUGAAGAGAUGAUUUGCUGGAUUGAAUCAAGAGAGUCUUCAAAUCAACUCAAAUGUGGCCAGAUGACAAAAUCAGGAAAAUUAACAGAUGAAAGAAUUAUUAACAUUCUUCAAUCCUUCCGCAAUGUGGAACAAAUGGCAAUUGACUGGAUUACCAGAAAUCUCUACUUUGUGGACCACAUCAGCGACCGGAUCUUUGUUUGUAAUUACAAUGGCUCUGUGUGUGUCACGCUGAUAGAAUUGGAGCUUCAUAAUCCUAAAGCCAUAGCAGCAGACCCCAUCGCAGG